This is a messenger RNA of Pelobates fuscus (common spadefoot toad), 1829 nucleotides long. Its product is annotated as glucose-6-phosphate exchanger SLC37A2-like. Gene Ontology annotation, molecular function: glucose 6-phosphate:phosphate antiporter activity. Bases 77 to 1609 code for a protein of 510 amino acids. The transcript is spliced from 19 exons. Gene Ontology annotation, biological process: glucose-6-phosphate transport; phosphate ion transmembrane transport. NCBI's taxonomy places the organism in Eukaryota, Metazoa, Chordata, Amphibia, Anura, Pelobatidae. The record is from RefSeq and is a predicted model, not a curated record. Gene Ontology annotation, cellular component: endoplasmic reticulum membrane.
UCCCCGGAGCCGGAGAAUGAGCUGAAACAUCGGGACCGACCGGGACCUUCCCCACACCCACCCACCUACCGGCACCAUGACCUCCUCUGUGGCCCCAGCUAUCCGCCUGCUCCGAUCUGUGCCCAGAGAUGCCCGUUAUCGUGGUUUUAUCUUCGUACUGACCUUCCUGAUUUAUACCAGUUAUCACCUCUCCAGGAAGCCCAUCAGCAUAGUGAAGAGCCAGCUGCACCAAAACUGCUCUGCCCUCCCCAACCCUCCUGCCAAUAUUUCGGAAAAUGACACGACGUGGUGUGACUGGGCGCCGUUUGAAAAGUCAAAUUAUAAGGAGCUUCUCGGAUCCCUGGACACCUCCUUCCUUGUCGCCUACGCCAUCGGCAUGUUUUUCAGCGGUAUGAUUGGGGAGCGCCUGCCCCUGCGAUAUUAUCUCUCCGGAGGAAUGGUUCUCUGCGGAAUCUUCUCGUCUUUGCUCGGCCUGGGCUAUUACUGGAAUAUCCACGCUCUCUGGUAUUUUAUACUAUUUCAGAUAUUGAGUGGAUUGGUCCAGACUACUGGAUGGCCGACUGUGGUGGCUUGUAUGGGAAACUGGUUUGGCAAAGGAAAGAGAGGAUUUAUUAUGGGAAUCUGGAAUUCACACACUGCUCUCGGGAAUAUUUUGGGAUCACUGAUUGCUGGAGCUUUUGUCUCUACGUCCUGGGGUUUGUCCUUCAUCGUGCCAGGAAUAAUAAUUGGUGCCAUGGGUGUCAUCUGUUUCUUCUUCCUCAUAGAAUACCCAGAAGACGUUGGCUGUACCCCUCCGGAGAGCAGUGAGGAGAGCAGCACGGAUGACGUGGGCGAUAUCCAAGUGACUAGUACCAGCACGGAGGCUAUUUUUAAGAACGAGCCUUUAGACAAUGUUGAUGAUCCUGAGAAUCACCCCAUUGGGGAACACCCACAAGCCAUCAGCUUUCUGGGGGCUCUGCGAAUCCCUGGUGUGGUCGAGUUUUCGCUCUGUCUGCUGUUUGCCAAGUUGGUCAGUUACACCUUCCUGUAUUGGCUGCCUCUCUACAUUGCCAACGUUGCUGACUUUGACCCUGAAAAAGCUGGGGAUAUGUCCACAUUAUUUGACGCUGGUGGGAUUGUAGGUGGCAUUUUGGCUGGAGCCAUAUCUGAUCUCACAGGGGCGAGUGCCAUGACGUGUGCAAUUAUCUUGGUUCUGACGGCGCCCAUGCUUUUUAUUUACAAUGAAUUUGGAAAGACGGAUGUUACAGUCACCAUCGUCAUGUUGCUGAUUUGUGGGAUGUUGGUGAAUGGGCCGUAUUCACUAAUUUCUACCGCUGUCUCUGCCGAUUUGGGAACCCAUAAAUCUCUCCAUGGAAACGCCAAAGCUCUUUCAACAGUCACUGCUAUUAUUGAUGGCUCUGGAUCAAUAGGAGCUGCACUGGGGCCAACCCUUGCAUCGGUUCUGUCCACCAGAAGCUGGAAUAGUGUAUUUUACAUGUUAAUCGUGUCGGAUUUGCUUGCGUGUUUGGUACUGUCUCGUUUGGUUUACAAGGAAGGGAAGCGGAUAUGCAGGUGUUGCUGGAAAUCCACAAGCGAUAGCAUGACCUUAAAGCACAAUAUUUCUGGAUGACUGAAAUAGUUAAAACUAACCAUUUCUCAUUCACGCGAAUGUAAGCGCGAUUUUACCUGGAGGGAGAAACUCCACCCACUGCGCUGUUCCCCGCUGGCAGGAUCAGCUCCUACGCUGCUAUUUAAAAAAUACAUAAACGCUGGAAGUUUUCACUGUUUUUGAUUUUAGCAAACUAUUUUAUGGUUUAGUACAGAAUAAUUAGGAGUGUGUUAAAGAAAGU